Plasmodium gaboni is the source of this 3312-nucleotide messenger RNA. RefSeq lists its product as hypothetical. The record is from RefSeq and is a predicted model, not a curated record. Lineage: Eukaryota; Apicomplexa; Aconoidasida; Haemosporida; Plasmodiidae. The coding region runs from base 1 to 3312 and encodes 1103 amino acids. Gene Ontology annotation, molecular function: guanyl-nucleotide exchange factor activity; translation initiation factor activity; translation initiation factor binding. The transcript is spliced from 2 exons. Gene Ontology annotation, cellular component: eukaryotic translation initiation factor 2B complex.
AUGAAGAAGGAAGUGGAUUUUAACCUAUGUUAUGAAGAAGAGAAGAAAAAUUUAAUAGGGUUAUUAAUUGAGAACAAUUUUGAUGAAGUAUUUGAACCCUUGACUAGCGAAAGUUUGCGUUUUUUUUUACCUUUGAAUGGUUUAUGUUUAAUAGAUUAUCAGUUACAUUUUUUUAAACAGAACAAUAUAAAGAAGAUUUAUGUAGUUGUAACUCAUCAUGAAAAUGAAUUAUUAAAUUAUAUUGAGAAGUUUCAAAGGAGUAAGAAGAGAUAUAAUGAUUUAGAUAUAGAAAUAAUAAAAAUGAAUAAAAAAGUAAAAACUUUAGGAGAUGCAUUAAGAGAUUUUAAAAAGAGUGUUGAAGUAUACAAUGAUAUAUUAUUAUUACUUUCAGAUACUAUUCCAAUAGCUAAUGUGAAAGAAAUUAUUAAAGCUCAUUUUACUAAUAAGGAAAAAUGUAAAAAUCAAAUUAUGACAUUAAUUUUAUCCCAUUGUAGUGCUGAAAAUAAAUCUCAUAAUGAUGAUUAUGUUUUAGCAUAUGAUAAUUUUACUUUUAAGCUUUUAUUAUUUGAACCAUUAAAGAAAAAGAAGCAUUUUACUUUAACAAAUGACAUUUUUAAAGAUAUAAAUAUAAAAGAUAGGAAAGGUUGUCGUUAUGAGGAAAAGGGUUUAUUUAAAGGAGGAAAUAAGGGUUUAAUUAAUAAUCAUCAUCAUCACCAUCAUUAUGUUAAUAUGGAUGGUGAUCAUAAUAUUGAUGGGUAUAAUAAUAUGUAUAAUAAUAAUAAUAAUAAUAAUAAUAGUAAUAAUCGUAGAGGUAGUCUUUAUUCAAGGGGUACUGUUUAUCAUAGAGAUAGUGUUUUCCCCAGAGAUAGUAUAUAUCCAAGAGACAGUAUAUAUGUAAGAGAUAGUAUUUUUCCAAGAGAAAGUAUAUAUGUAAGAGAUAGUAUAUAUGCAAGGGGAAGUAUAAACCCUAGGGAGAGUAUUUACCAGAGAAGUAGUAAUUACCAUAUGGAUAAUAAUCAUAAUAUGGAAUGCCAUAGUCUUAUUGAUAACCAUCAAGAUAUGGAAUGUCAUAACUUACGUACUAAUUCUCAUGGAAUGGAUUAUCGUGAACUUUUUAAUAAUUAUCAUGACAUGGAUAUUCAUCAUUAUAGUAGAAAUAGACGUGCAUCUUUUAUUUUAAAUGCAUGUUCAAAUUCAAUUAUCAUUUCAUAUGAUCUUGUAAUACCAAAUAUAUAUAUAAUUACUCCACAAGUUCUGAAAUUAUUUGAAGAUAAUUUUGAUUAUCAAUGUAUAAAAAAAGAUUUUAUAUAUAAUAUACUUAAACAAGAAAUAAAAAUAGAAGAGAUUUAUGUUCAUGAAAUAAAUGGUGAUUAUAAUUAUACCGAAUGUAAUAAUAUUAUUACUACUUUAUCAGAUUUUCGAAUAUAUUUUAAAUUUUUUAAAAUGUUAAUUGAAAAAAAUGUACAUCCUUUUCUUGCCAAUGCUUUUCAUCUACUUCCUGAACAGCCAAAACGCAUUUUGACUGACCUAGGUUUAUAUAAGCAUAAAACUGCAAUUGUUCAUGAUACAUGCAAAUUAUAUAAAAUUGUUUUAGUAGAAAAAUUUAGUGAAAUAUUAGAAAAUACUACUAUUGAAAAUUCAGUUAUAGGAAAAAAUUGUAAAAUAGGAAAAAAUUGUAAAAUCUUUAAUACCAUAAUAGCCAAUAAUUGUAUUAUUAAAGAUAAUGUUACUAUAUUAAGUUCAUUUAUUAAUGAAAAUGUAAUUAUAAAUGACAAUGCAUUUGUUGAUGAAUGUUGUGUUAUUGGAAAGCAUAUCAAUAUACCAAGCAAUGUGGAAAUUCCAAAAUAUACUAGACUCAGUGCAUAUUAUACAAAUUAUAUUAAAGAUAAGUUACAGUUAGAAAAGAAAAAUAAAGAAGAAGAUAUACUAGAAGAAGAACAUCGAAAAGUACGAGAUAUCGAAGAAUCUCAAAAUGAUAUAACCAAUGUUAAAGAAGAAGAUACUAUAGAUAAUCAAGACACUUUUGAAAAUGAAAAAGAGGUUUCUGAUAUUAUAUGCCAUGAACAUAUGCAAAGGGAAGAAAAUGAUUAUGUAAUUAUUGAUCAGGAAAAUGUAAAAAGGGAGGAUAAGGAAUAUGUUAUUGUUGACCAAACUCAUGGUGAUAUGAAUGGAUCCAUAAACAAUGAAAUGUUAGAUCAUACAGCUGAUGAAAAACUCACAGUUGAAAUCAAUGCAGAUCAACAUUUAAUAUGUGAUGAUAAGGAAGUGACAAAUGUAUUAUCUGAUAAGAAUGAAGAACAAAACAACAAAUUUGUUCAUAUUGUGAAUGACUUUCAAAAUAAUGAACCAUUAGAUAUAAAUACAGAAAAGAUUAAUAUAUCAGGUGAUCAAAAUAUUUCCAAUGAAAUUAAACCAUGUAAAGAUGAUAUUUUUAAUGAGAAUGAAAGUUUUAUAUUAAAUAUAGAAAAACCAUUUGAUAUAAAUAAUUAUAUAGUAAAAACAAAAUAUACAGAUGAACAAUUAAGAUUUUUUUCAUUAAUUGGUAAUACACAAAUGAAUACUAAUACUCCCUAUAUUUCAUCAUCAGAAUAUGAUGAUUCAGAAGAUGAUGAAGAAGAAAAUGAAGAAAGUGAGGAAGAGGAGGAAGAUGAAGAAAAUUAUGAUUCAGUAUAUUCAACAACCAAAAAUCAUAGUACUAUUUUAACUGAUGAUAAUACAAGUGAUGAUAAGGGAGCAGAAUUAUUUCAUGAGGAUUCAGUAAAUAUGAGUGAUAUAAAUAAACAUUUUAAUGAUAUUAAUAUAGAUAAUGAAAAAAAUAUUUUCUCUAAAGAAAUUUCUUUAUUAUGUAAAGAAGCUAUUAAUAAACCACAAUUUAUGAGUCAUAAAAUCUUAGAAAUGAAAAGUUUUAGACUUUCAUUAAAUUAUACAGAUCUUGAUGUUCUUGUGGCGAUUUUUCCUAUUAUAUGGGAAUAUAUAAAUCAAUUACCUUUUGAUAAAGAGUCAUGGAUAGAAAAUUUUGAUAAUGCAAAAUUAGAUAUGUUAUUUUCAUCUUUCUUAAUAGAAGAUCAAUGUUAUUAUGAAACUUUAUAUGAUUUAAUAUUAGAUUAUUCAAAAAAAACGUAUCUAUCAUCUAAUGUAAAAAAUAAUAUCUUUGGAUCUGAUAAGUUAUGUAAUGCAUUCGAGUAUAUCUAUCACUCAGACAUAUUUGAAUUUAACUAUUUCAACGAGUGGAUAAAUAAGAAUGCGUCUGAUGAGUUUUUGAAAAACAACAUGCGAUUAAAAGCUUUUGCUGAGUGGUUAGAAGAUGAAUAA